This is a messenger RNA of Sus scrofa (pig), 4791 nucleotides long. The record is from RefSeq and is a predicted model, not a curated record. Lineage: Eukaryota; Metazoa; Chordata; Mammalia; Artiodactyla; Suidae.
GCGGCGUCGGGACCCGAGCAGCGGCGGGAGGGCGGGCGGGCGGGCGGCCGGCGCAGGCGGCCCCGAGGAUGAAGUGCAAGCCGAACCAGACGCGAACCUACGACCCGGAGGGGUUCAAGAAGCGGGCGGCGUGCCUGUGCUUCCGGAGCGAGCGCGAGGACGAGGUGCUCUUAGUGAGUAGCAGUCGGUACCCGGACCGCUGGAUCGUGCCGGGCGGGGGCAUGGAGCCCGAGGAGGAGCCCGGCGGUGCGGCCGUCCGCGAGGUGUACGAAGAGGCGGGAGUCAAGGGGAAGUUAGGCCGGCUCCUGGGCAUUUUCGAGCAGAACCAAGAUCGCAAGCACAGAACGUACGUGUAUGUACUGACUGUCACUGAGAUUCUGGAGGAUUGGGAAGAUUCGGUGAGCAUUGGGAGGAAGCGAGAGUGGUUCAAAAUCGAAGAUGCCAUCAAGGUUCUCCAGUGCCACAAACCCGUGCAUGCCGAAUACCUGGAAAAACUAAAGCUGGGCGGCUCCUCAACCAAUGGAAACUCCGUGGCCCCGUCCCUGCCAGAGAGCGCUCCCUAGUAUGUACCGCUCCUGCACAGACGUCUGCUUUCCGCCUACCUUACAAUAAAUAGUGCCCGGAGCACCUCUGAGAGCGUGUGCCCUCUCACCGGGAGGAGAGAGGCUUCUUUUGUUUCCUUGGCAGACCUCUGAAUCAGGCUUGCAAACUGUCUCAGUGGCCAGGCACUGUUUGUUUCCAGGCAAUUUGCACGUUUUUCAGAGGCUUUUCAGAAUCUCUUCUUGGUAGCCCUGUAACAUUUCGGAAAGCCAAAGUCACAGGAGUGUUUUUGUUUGCUUUUAAAGGUGCUCACCCGGACUCUAUGUGUGUGUGUGUGUGUGUUGUGUGUGCAUGCGCGCAUGUGCUUGCGCGUGCAGGUGCGUUGCGUUUUGGGUACCAGUCUUGUGGUUUGCGUUGUAGUCAAGGCCUUGGAAAUCGGAUCACUUUGGUUGUGUGGCAUUUUCAGUCAUUUUUUCAUAGGUGGUUUUCUCAUUCACAGCUUUCACCCUAGUCCGCAAGCCCUUCUACCGUGGGAAUUGAUUUGAAGGACCAGUUUUGUAUUUCCAAAAAAGUGUUUCUGAAAUUGGACAUCUCGUGCUUUCUCACUGAGCAGUCUUCAGAAAUGUGAUCUCAUUUGCCCUUUUCGGAAAUUUCUCUAUUCGUGUGUCGAUAUUUGAUUUUCAGCACACUUUUGCAACUGGUCAUUUUUUACCUCUUACUUGAAAAACGACCAUUUUCCCAUAUGGCCCAAACGUAGCUUAGCAGAAUUUUAUUUUUUUAAGAGUAAACCCCCCUGGGAAGGUAUUUUUAGCCACACACGUCCUGCUCUGUACCUGUUCAUGAAAACUAUUCAGAGUAUGAUUUACCAUGGUCAACUUGCAACUCCCAUUGCUUCUGUCUCAGUGCCCUAGAACAACCAUGGUUCUCUUGACCUAAACUAGUCUUUGAACGAAAGUUCUUUUGUAUAUUUGAAUUUGUGAUAGUCUCCUUAAACUUGUCUGAAUACCAGUAGCCAAAGGAAAGGAAUAUUACAUGGUAAUUACGUCCCAGUGGACUGAGUUAGCUUUCAUGAUAUUCAGGUUGUUAGAGGCUUCUCAAACUGUUAGGACACCUGAACACUCUCUCAUAAAGAUUUAGGAUAAACGUUUUGUGUCACACAACAAACUUUCUUGGGCGCCAGGUUAAAAGCUCUUACAUUUGCUUCAGUACUUGUUUGUAGUUAGGGGUUCUGUCUAAAGUGUAUAAGCCUCUCUUCUGCAACUACCUUUUUCCAUCUAGUCAUAUCCGCAGUUUGGUAGAGGGAAAAUCUACAUUCCGAAGAGGCAUCAGGGUAGAAUGGUCAUUCGAUAUAUAACACUUGAGCACUUUUAAAACAUCCUCAAGAGUUCCCAUUGUGGCUCAAAGGGUUAAGAAUCUGAUUAGUAUCCAUGAAGAUGGGGAUCUGAUUCCUGGCCUUGCUCAGUGGGUUAUGGAUCUGAUAUUGCCGUGAGCUGUGGUGUAGGUCACAGAUGCAGCUCAGAUCCCACAGGGCUGUGGCUGUGGCCCAGGCCAGCAGCCACAGCUCCCAUUAGACCCCAAGCCAGGGAGCUUCGAUAUGGCUCAGGUGCAGCCCUAAAAAAGCAAAUAAAUCAAUCAAUAAAUCAUCCUAAUACUAAAUAAUAAGUAUAAGGUAGAAAAUAAUGGUUAUUCAAAACAUUUGUUAGUCCUCAAAGUAACCUUUUUUUAAGCACAGUUAUUCCUGCUGAAGAUUUAAAAGAAUUUACCCUUUGUUAAAAAAAUUCAUAGUUGUGUGUACUGCUGUACUACAUAUAGAACAAUUGACAAAUCUUACAGCUUAAUGAAUCUUUACAUAGUGAGCACAUAUAUGUAAGGAGAGUUCAGUUCAAGAAUUACCAUUGCUUGUAACUCAAAUCCCAUUGCAUUCCUCUUCCUAAUUAGUACUCUGCCCUCAUGUCUUUUAAGACCAUGGAACAGUUUUCCUUUUGAACUUUAUAUUGAAUUUUAGAACAUAUACUCUUUUGUGCUGUCCCCUUGUGUGCUAUAUGUGUUUUAUUCUUCAAAAGACUCAAUUUUUUUUUUUCCAUUUGGUUGCAUUUUAACUCUCCAAACUAGUAACAUGUUUAUAUGAUUGCUUCUAAACUUGGGUUUUAUUCCACUUUCUAAAGAAGUUUGGUACCACUGUUUUGAAAACAAAUCUUAUUAUACAUUCAAGUACAGAUUAGGUAUAAAUUUCUAUUCACAAAACAUUUUCUGUACUAAUGCUAUUAAACAAAAUGAGUGUGUUUUUAAAACCCAUAACAGUUUUAUUAUCUAAGUUAUAUUGUUUGAUUAAAUAUGGUUAUUGAGUACUUUUGUUUUUUCUCUAUGAAAGUGCUAUAUAUCGAAUAUAUGUUUGAGCACAUGUUUUUGUUUCCAAACAAAUUGACUUUUACUAUUCAUACAAUCUCAAAUAGACCCAAAUAUAUUUCCCCCAAAUAACUAGUUAUUCAAGAAGAUUCUUAAAUUCUGCAUUAACACUAACACAGCAGAUAUACUGGGUUCUUAUUUUACAGACAUUUUUGCAGAUAAAUAUCCCUUCAACCUGAAAUGCUGUCACAAAUACUUUGGAGCCUUAACUUGUUAUUCCUAGAGGUAAUGAUGCACAAUCUUACUUGGUUUUUAAAUUAAGUAUCUGACAAAGGCAAAAGUGCACAACAUUCAUAUUAACCUUUUAUUUAAAAUUUAUCCUACAAAUAAAUAUAUUGUGGGGUUUAGGUAUUUUUGCCAGAAAUACUUAAAGUAUGUUGUGCUGUUUUUUCGGAGUUGACUCAGAAUCAUUGAAGUAAUUUUUGUGACAUAUUCUUUGGAACCUAGCCUAGUCAGAAUAGUUUAAAGUUCCAAGGAGAUUUUUUUUCCUUUAAGACCAACAGUUUCAGGCUAAACAGGUGAGCAGAGUUCAUAGAAAAUUUCUACUACCCCAGUGCUCCAAAGAUUGAUGUACAGUUGGGAUUUUUUUCCCCUUCUUUGAGUGUUAAAAAGUCAUUUAUAUGUUGUUUGGUUGGUUUUUGAGCCCUCCCCUUCAUAAAAUAAGGAAAAAGAAUACUCUUCACAGGUAAUGGAAGUUUGUAGAAAUGAAUCAGAAGUAUGUUUUCUGGGAGUUCCCUUGUGGUACAGGAGGUUAAGGAUCCAGUGUUGUCACUGCAGCAGUUUGGUUGCUGCUGUGGCGCAGGUUCGAUCCCUGGCCUGGGAACUUCCACAUGCCACAGGCAUGGCCAAGAAUUUUUUAAUUUUUUUAAUGUAUAUUAAAAAAAUCUCUAAAGAUUAAUAUAGAUACACUGGAACACUGGGAUUAAUUGGUGCUGUGUUUAUAAUGUAUAAAAAUAUUUCAAGAAAUAGUGUCUGUACAUGUACACACACACAAAUAAUGGGUAUUUGGCUGAGCAGAGAGAGCUUUUACUUCCAGGCAUCCCAUAUGGGGGAAGCCACCAGGCACUACCACUUUCUUCAGUAUUUUCUCGAUAGUUGUCUCCUGAUAAAACUGGUAUACUACAGUUAGCAGAUUUUAAAUGUUGCAUGGGCACACAGCACAAUGAGAAAUGGAAAAGUCAGUAUGUUGACUGAAGUAAAACUCGGUGUUUUUAUGAGAGUUCGAUGUGACAGAAAGCACAGUGUAGCUUUGAAGUCAAACAGGCCAAGGAUUUAAAACUGAUUCCAGUUUUUGCUAAUUCUGUAACUUCAGCCAAGUUAGCUAAAUAGCAGGUGCUCGGGUUUUUUAAUAUAAACCUAAAGAUAUUAAAAAUAGUUAAACUUCAUAAAGUUUUCCUCUGAGAAGCCUUUCCUGACCACCUGGGUCAAGAUAGCCCCUUAUCUGUGUGUCAUGGUUCUCACAAUUUAUUGUAUUCACCUAUUUUCAUGGCUGUGUGGUCAUGGGACCACAACAUUUUUGAUGAGUAGGAACCAGCCUGAAUUUCUAUAAGCCUAGAGUCCAGAACGUGGCAUUUAGCAUUUUUUUUUAAUGUCUUAGAUGAUCCUCUCGCCCUUUUGCAAAACCUCUGGUAUCACUGCUUUCCUGACUUUUUUGUUUUGUAAUAUAUAUUGACCUGUAGCUCCCUCAGCUGCUGAUCCAGACUUGCAAUGCCUCUGCAUUAGAUAAUUCUCUGAAGGCUUUCCACAUGCGAAGUGAGUGAUGCCGAUAAUAAGCCCUCUGUAAAUGUAUCGGUUGAGAGAAUUGCCAAAUUAGUAUAAGCCUGCUAAUUGUAUGUUGGUUUGUUU